Calypte anna (Anna's hummingbird) is the source of this 1020-nucleotide messenger RNA. RefSeq names its product claudin 23 (gene CLDN23). The record is from RefSeq and is a predicted model, not a curated record. Gene Ontology annotation, molecular function: structural molecule activity. Gene Ontology annotation, cellular component: bicellular tight junction; plasma membrane. The transcript has a single exon. Gene Ontology annotation, biological process: bicellular tight junction assembly; cell adhesion. Bases 80 to 781 code for a protein of 233 amino acids. Lineage: Eukaryota; Metazoa; Chordata; Aves; Apodiformes; Trochilidae.
CCGGACCUCUUUGCCUCUAUCCAAGUAACGGCAGGAUUCGGAGACCCGCGCUGGAGCCGGCUGGAGCCACCUCCCUAAGAUGCGGACACCGGCGGAGAUGAUCGUGGGGCUGGUGCUGUGCCCCUGCGGGCUCCUGCUGACACUCACGGGCACGCUGUCACCCAACUGGAGGCAGGUGAGCCUCAUACCCGACCAGCCCCUGGACAUCAUCUUGGAGCAGGGCAUCUGGGACAUCUGCAGGGAGCGGCAGAGCACCCACGACCGUCUCUGCGGGCAGCCCGACGAGAUGGGCUACUUCACACAGGUGCCCGUGCGGGUUGCCCAAGGGCUGAUGCCCACCUCGCUGGUGCUCACCUUCCUGGGUUUGGUGGUGGCUGCCUUGGGGGUUCGCUGCUGGCAGAAGGAGCCACGGCACCUGCUGACUGGUGUGGCAGGGCUUGUGCUGCUCCCCUCAGGGCUGCUGAGCCUCAUUCCCACCUCCUGGUACACCCAUGAGCUGUGGGCACUGCCCGCUCCGGCUGGCAGCACACUGGUGGUAGGCUACAGCUUGGUGCUGAGCUACUUGGGAAGCUGUCUGGAGAUCUUGGGGGCGCUGGCCCUCACCCUGAGCUUCCACCACUGCUGCAAGGAGCACAGGGCCCCCAAACUCACCCCCAGCCCUGAGCUGGAGACUGGGCCACACUUUACUCCUGGGGCUUAUCCCAAUCCUUGGGAUGUGUUGGCGGAUGAGCGAGAUGGACAACACUGGAGAAGCACCUUGCCUUGUGACUCUGACUUGUAGCCCCAGCACAGGGACAGCAGCAGGUAGUGGCCCACCUGCCCAGCCCUGAUUCCACACUGGCUCCUGCCCCUCUAAGCCAUGCCCUUCUCUCAGGGGCACCUCAGAACAGGCUGGGAACAAGACAAAGGACCUGGACUGAAUCUCUGCAACCUCCUCACAAGGCUGCUGUGUUCCAGGUCUCACAGCAGUGUCAAAGCUGUUCUGGGCUAAGGAUGAGCUCUGGCUUCCACUCCUUUAGC